Petromyzon marinus (sea lamprey) is the source of this 1077-nucleotide messenger RNA. Lineage: Eukaryota; Metazoa; Chordata; Hyperoartia; Petromyzontiformes; Petromyzontidae. The record is from RefSeq and is a predicted model, not a curated record.
AUGAAGGGGGCAUUCAACUGCACGGGUCCCGGUCCGCUGCUACCGCCGCUGCCGUCGCCCCUCGCCGCCCUUGCCCUCGCCGCGGCCCUCCUCCUGUCGGCCGCCGCCGUGCUGGGCAACGCGCUCGUGGUGCUGGCGGUCGCCUACUUCGCGCGCCUGCGGAGCCCCACCAACGCCCUGGCGCUGUCCCUCGCCGUCGCCGACCUCCUCGUGGGCGCCGUCGUGGUGCCGUUCAGCGCCACGCGGGCGGUGCGCGGCUGCUGGCUCCACGGAGCCACCUUCUGCCAACUCCACACGUGCCUCGACGUCAUGCUCUCCACCGCCUCCAUCGUCCACCUCAGCUGCAUCGCCUUCGACCGUUACGUGGCCAUCUGCGACCCGCUCAGCUGCAUCACCUUCGACCGCUACGUGGCCAUCUGCGACCCACUCAGGUACACUGCCCGCGUGACUCCCGGCGCCGUCGCGGCCAUGCUCGUGGCCUGCUGGCUGGGGCCGCUGCUCUACGUGGCGCCCAUCAUGCUGGGCCUGCAGAGCGUCGGCGCCGAGGCGUCGCUCGCCCUCGCCUGCCCCGACGACUGCCCCUUCGUCAUGAGCGCCACCUUCUCGCUGGCGGCCACCUCUUGCAGCUUCGUAGCGCCCAUGAUCAUCAUGCUGGCCGCCUAUGCUCGCAUCUACCGCGUGGCACGCAGGCACGCGCGGAGCAUUGCGUCGCGCCCGCCGGCACCCCCUGGUGGCGGCGACGGGGCCAAGGGGAUGGCAGCGGCCUCAUCGUCCUCGUCGGCGCCGCGGAGGUGGCGGCAGGAGUACAAUGCCACCAAGACGCUGGGCGUCAUCCUGGGGGCCUUCUUCGCCCUCUGGCUGCCCUUCUUCUCGGCGGCAGUGGCCGAUGGCCUGCCUGGCGGGCCCCGCGUGGACGGCACGACGUGGCAUUGCGUGACUUGGCUGGGCUACGUGAACUCGGCGGUGAACCCCGUGCUCUAUGCGUCGCUCAACCGCGCGUUCCGGCGCGCCUUCGGCAUCCUCUUCAGCCCCCGCGAGUUGGCCAAGGGCAGGAGGGAUGCCGAGUUCACGGACUGA